AUGGGGUCAAUCCAGGAGGGCUGUAUCACAUUGGGUGAACUUGCUGCGCUCUUUCUAAAGAGUUACAGUCUUCGCUGAGUAUCAGUCCUGCAUCAGGGUAACCAUGGGAAAGUACAAAAUCCAGGUCUUCACCGGUACAGCUCUUGGCGCUGGCACGUCUAACAAGAUCUACAUGACCUUAAUUGGCUCAAUCUCCAAUAGUGGACCCCAUAAGCUUAAAACGCUAACAGCCUUUUGGCCUGGAUCGAGGCAAACUUUCACAGUCGAAAGCGAAUCAAAUAUAGGCGAGCUCUUACUGGUUGAAGUGGAGCCUAGGCCACGAUCAUUGUUGCCACACAUUGAUGACGACUGGUUCUGCACCAAAAUCAUUGUAACAACACCUGAAGGAGUCAAUGUGCUUUUCCCAUGUUACUGCUGGAUGGGCAGAGAUGAGAAGCUGUUUCUCAGGCAUUCUAUAGCCAUGCUAAAAACUAAGGACACGGUUCCUCAACUCCUGGCGCACAGACAAGAGAACCUGAAGAAACGGCGCCAAGAGUUCAAGUGGAGUGUAUAUGCUCCGGGAUUACCUCACACUGUGCUCGCUAAAUCUCCACAUGAGUUGCCAGCUGAGGUCAGAUUCUCUUUCACCAGAGAAAAAGAAUUCCAGUUCACCUCGGGUGCAGCUUUCAUGAAGCUGAAACUGGAAAACCCUUUAAACGGCACUUGGAACAGCUUUGAAGCGAUCAAGGAGAUUCUCUCCGAGAAGCCAGAGACUUACGAAUAUGUGGAGAACAACUGGAUGACGGAUGAAUUCUUUGCAUACCAGUUUCUAAAUGGUCUGAAUCCCAUGAUCAUCAAGCGCUGCUCAAAACUGCCUGAGAAAUUCCCGGUCACCAAUGAAAUGGUCAAAAGUUUUUUACCAGACACGAGCACGUUGGAAUCAGAAAUGAAGAAGGGAAAUAUCUUCAUCUGUGACUACGAAAGACUGAGAGACAUUGAGGGAAAUGUGAUCAGCAAUCAAAAGCAGUAUCUGGCUGCUCCACUCUGUCUGCUUUUCAGCACUCAGGGCAAACUGAUGCCAAUUGCCAUCCAGUUGAACCAGCAGCCUGGACCAGGGAAUCCCAUUUUUCUGCCCUCCGACUCUGAGAAUGAUUGGCUGUUGGCGAAGAUCUUUGUGAGAAAUGCAGAGUUUAAUGAACAUGAGCUGAACUUCCAUCUGCUGCGCGCUCACCUGAUGGGGGAGGUCUUCACUGUGGCAACGAUGCGCAACUUGCCUUCAUGUCAUCCGCUGUAUAAGCUCCUGAUACCUCACACUCGCUAUAAUCUCCAGAUCAACAUCUUGGCCAGGAGUCUGCUGAUCUCAGAGGAUGGGUAUUUCCCUAAGUUCACUGCCAUUGGGAAUAAGUCUAUGACCACUUUCCUGAAAAGAGCAGCCUCUUCUCUGACGUACAGCUCCCUCUGCAUUCCGGAUAAUAUCAAGGAGAGGGGGUUGGAGACGAUUCCCAAUUACUUCUACAGAGAUGAUGGUCUGGAGCUGUGGGACAUCAUUUACAAGUUUGUGUCUGGAUUUGUGUCGCAUUACUACAAAGAUCAAGACGUCAAGGACGACAACGAGCUGCACUCAUGGCUCACUGAGAUAAGAGAAAACGGCUUCCUGGAACGCAGUGAAGCUGGAUUUCCCAAGUCUUUCGGCACGGUCAAAGAGCUGGUGAAGUUCAUCACCAUGGUGAUCUUUACUGUGUCUGCUCAACAUGCUGCGGUCAACAGCGGCCAGUUUGAAUUCGGGGGAUUUAUGCCCAACUUUCCAAGCACUCUCCGAUGUCCACCACCCCGUCAAAAAGGAGAAACCACCAUGGACUCUGUUCUUGAGGCCUUACCUGACAUCAGCACCACGAUUAACACCAUUGCUGUUGUGUACUUGCUGAGCCAGGAGUCUGCUGAUCGGUAUCCGCUUGGACAUUACCCCGAGGAGCUGUUCAGUGAGGAGAUGUCACUGAAACUGAUAGCACAGUUCAAAAGUGCUCUGCAAGAUCUUGAGAAGAAAAUCGAUAACAGGAACAAGAAGCUUGCUCUGCCGUACACAUACCUGAAUCCACCGAAUGUGGAUAACAGUGUUGCCAUUUAGAGUGAGGGUCUUUGAUUUGACCAUGUGUUUCUCUGUAGGCCUUAAACACACCUGUCUGUUUAUUGUGCAGUGCCUUAAUACUGUCAGUCCACUUAACAUGAGAAAAGCAGGCCAUGAAAAACUAUAAAUUACUUAAACUAUGAAAUCUAACCUUGUACAAGAAAAAAAAGUCCAGAAAUAAAUCAUUUUCUCAAAUUUGUGUGAGCCACAAUUGUUAGACCCCUUUAUUUAGUGCUUUGUCUAGCUUUCCUUUGCAAAGAUAACAGCUCUGAAUGUUUUCCUAUUACGCUUAGUGAGAACGGAGAACACAUGGCGAAAGAUCCGAGAUCAGUCCUCCAUACAGAACCUCUCCAGAUACUUCAGAUUCAGAGAUCCAUGCUUGUAGACUCUCCUUUUUAGCUCAUUCCACAGGUUUUCUAUGGGGUUUAGGUCAGGGGACUGGGAUGGUCAUGGUACAACAUUGAUUCUGUGGUCAGUGAACUAUGUUUGUUCUGAUUUUGGGAUGAGAAUCAAUGUUUUGCUGGAAAAUCCAAUUGCAAUGCAAUUUAAGCUUCCUGGCUGAAGAAGUCACAUGUUGAUUUACUAUCUGUUGGUAUUAGGGCCUUUAUUAUGUCCAGGGCCUUUGGAAGAAAAUGGGGUCAGUAUAAACAUGCAUCCUCUUCCUAGAUCUCUGUCACCAGUAGUUUUCAGCUCCUUAAUUGUUGCUUCCAUAGCAGAAAUAGGCCAUUUCAACUGUUUAGCUGUUUUCUUGUAGCCAUUUCCUGAUUUGUUCAUGAUGUUGUGCAUCAUUGCUGUUUCUUUCUCAUAGUGAUGGAAAACAGAGAACGUGGCCUGUGUGUCACCCCCUGUUCAUACCCCAGUGAAACAGGUGAAAAUGUUAGUGUUCUGUUGCACAUCAAUAAUAAAUCCAUCAGAAAACAAA
Pygocentrus nattereri (red-bellied piranha) is the source of this 3026-nucleotide messenger RNA. Its product is annotated as polyunsaturated fatty acid lipoxygenase ALOX15B-like. Gene Ontology annotation, molecular function: protein binding; iron ion binding; oxidoreductase activity, acting on single donors with incorporation of molecular oxygen, incorporation of two atoms of oxygen. The coding region runs from base 104 to 2104 and encodes 666 amino acids. Gene Ontology annotation, biological process: linoleic acid metabolic process; lipid oxidation. The transcript is spliced from 15 exons. NCBI's taxonomy places the organism in Eukaryota, Metazoa, Chordata, Actinopteri, Characiformes, Serrasalmidae. The record is from RefSeq and is a predicted model, not a curated record.